AAAAAAAAAAAAAAAAACAACAAUGGAUGAUAUGUAUCAAUAUGCUGCUUCGGCAGUGGACAAUAAACCUGUAGUAGCAGAAGAAGAUGAUGUGAUUAUCAAAACAUUUAAUAAUUUUGGCUGGGGUAAAAAAUGGACUAACCUAGUGGAUACUGUGAAGAAACAGAGUGAAGCUUUUGUUGAAGGAACCAAAAAGGAUCUUCAAGAGUUUGCUCAAGUGUUAACAGAAGACGCUGAAGAAGAAGAACAAGAGCAGACAAGAGGAGUAGAUGAAGAAGAACAUGGUGCACUUUCAGCCAUACGUGAUAACCUGGCCAAGAUUAACACAGUCAACUUGACAAGUCUGAGAGAAGGCCUUACUCAAACACUCAACCAGACUUUACCUAAUCAAAUUAAAUCAGUUCAUCUACCAGAGAACAUGGACCUUACUCAGCUUAAAGAAGGCCUCACAAACGGUACACGCUCAGCUGAGCAAUAUCUUCAAAAGUUUGGUACGGAUGUGAUCACCGCCCUCAAACAGACCGUGACUGUAUUGGAACCUGAGCAACCUGAACAAGCAGAAUCAAGCACACCUGCUGCUCGUGUCUAUGCUACCCGCAAAGAUGCUCUGAUAGCUAAAAUGCAAAACAACCCUGACACUUAUUUAAAAGAACCAGACACAAAAGACACAAAAGUGCUCGAGACGUUCAAUGCAAGCUUUGAUAUUAAGGAAUACACAGACGAGAUUGCUCAAUUAUUAGAAGAAUAUCCUAAUCUAAGAGACAUGAUGGACAAAUUAGUGCCUGUUCAAGUCAGCUAUCCAUUAUUUUGGCAGCGUUAUUUCUAUCAUGCAUGGAAGAUUGAGCAAGAUGAACAAAAGCGUCAAAUUAUUGUUCAAUCCAACGAAGAUGAUGAAGCUGAUUUCAAGUGGGAUUCUGAUGAAGAUGAUAAUGCAACUGUUAAACAAAAACAAAGAAGCUCAGAGGAUACAGACGAUUUCAGUCAUAUUUCUUCAAAUGCUACUUCACCUCCAGUUGCUCAUCCUGCAGAUGAUGAUUGGGUCAAGGCCGAAAAGAAGCAGAAUGAAGAGCAAGAAAGUGAUAGUGAUUGGGAAUAAAAAAUAAAUAAAUAAAUUAUGCUAAUUUAAAUGUCCGCAGUUACUUUUCUUUUCUCUUUUCA
Gilbertella persicaria is the source of this 1158-nucleotide messenger RNA. RefSeq lists its product as uncharacterized. NCBI's taxonomy places the organism in Eukaryota, Fungi, Mucoromycota, Mucoromycetes, Mucorales, Choanephoraceae. The transcript has 3 exons. The record is from RefSeq and is a predicted model, not a curated record. Gene Ontology annotation, cellular component: cytoplasm. Bases 23 to 1096 code for a protein of 357 amino acids.